CCACGCCCUCCUCCCGCCCGGCAGCCAGCGCCGCGCCGGGCCUCGCUCCCCGUGCGUCCUGCGGGGGCGGAGGCGCGGAGAGGCGGCGAGCGCAACCGGGGAGGCAGGGAGGGGGGCAGAGCACAGACAGCGGCGCCGAGGCUCGCGGAGAGGAGCCGCGGAGGGAGGGACGGAGCCCGGCCGCGGCGGACACGGCCUCGCGCGCCGGCCAGGGCGCAGCGCGCAGCGGGCGCCGAGCGCCGAGCACCGCAGGGGCGCCGCGGGGUCCUCCGGCCGUCCAUGCACAGAGCGCCCUCCCCCGCCGCCGAGCAGCCGCCGGGCGGAGGUGACAGCGCCCGCCGGACCCCGCAGCCCCGAGCCAAGCCCAGUGCCCGAGCCAUGGCACUGCCUCGGACACUGGGGGAGCUGCAGCUGUACCGGGUCCUGCAGCGCGCCAACCUCCUUUCCUACUAUGAGACCUUCAUCCAGCAGGGAGGGGACGACGUGCAGCAGCUGUGCGAGGCGGGUGAGGAGGAGUUCCUGGAGAUCAUGGCACUCGUGGGCAUGGCCACCAAGCCCCUCCAUGUGCGGCGCCUCCAGAAGGCCCUGAGAGAGUGGGCCACCAACCCGGGGCUCUUCAGCCAGCCGGUACCUGCCGUGCCGGUCUCCAGCAUCCCACUCUUCAAGAUCUCUGAGACUGCGGGCACCCGCAAGGGGAGCAUGAGCAAUGGGCACGGCAGCCCAGGGGAAAAGGCGGGCAGUGCCCGCAGUUUUAGUCCCAAGAGCCCCCUUGAACUUGGAGAGAAACUGUCACCGUUGCCCGGGGGACCUGGGGCAGGGGACCCUCGGAUCUGGCCAGGCAGGAGCACUCCAGAGUCUGAUGUUGGGGCGGGAGGAGAAGAGGAGGCCGGCUCGCCCCCCUUCUCCCCACCUGCAGGGGGAGGGGUCCCUGAGGGGACUGGGGCUGGUGGGCUGGCCACUGGUGGAGCUGGGGGUGGCCCUGAUCGCCUGGAGCCUGACAUGGUGCGCAUGGUGGUGGAGAGUGUGGAGAGGAUCUUCCGGAGCUUCCCGAGGGGGGAUGCUGGAGAGGUGACCUCCCUGUUGAAACUGAACAAGAAGUUGGCUCGGAGUGUGGGGCACAUCUUUGAGAUGGACGAUAAUGACAGUCAGAAGGAGGAGGAGAUCCGCAAAUACAGCAUCAUCUACGGCCGCUUCGACUCUAAACGGCGGGAGGGAAAGCAGCUGAGCUUGCACGAGCUGACCAUCAAUGAGGCCGCAGCCCAGUUCUGCAUGAGGGACAACACACUGUUACUGCGGAGAGUGGAGCUCUUCUCUCUCUCGCGCCAGGUCGCCCGGGAGAGCACCUACCUGUCGUCCUUGAAGGGUUCCAGGCUCCACCCUGAAGAACUGGGAGGCCCCCCGCUGAAAAAGCUGAAACAGGAGGUUGGAGAACAGAGUCACUCUGAAAUCCAGCAGCCUCCCACUGGCGCGGAGUCCUAUGCACCCCCAUACCGCCCCAGCUUGGAGGAGGACAGUGCCAGCCUGUCAGGGGAGAGCUUGGACGGCCACUUGCAGGCUGUGGGGUCAUGCCCAAGGCUGACGCCGCCCCCUGCUGACCUGCCGCUGGCAUUGCCAGCCCAUGGGCUGUGGAGCCGCCACAUCCUGCAGCAGACACUGAUGGAUGAGGGGCUGCGGCUCGCCCGCCUCGUCUCCCACGACCGCGUGGGCCGCCUCAGCCCCUGUGUGCCUGCGAAGCCGCCUCUCGCAGAGUUCGAGGAAGGACUGCUGGACCGGUGCCCGGCCCCGGCACCCCUUCCCGCGCUGGUGGAAGGUCGGAGGAGCAGCGUGAAGGUGGAGGCAGAGGCCAGCCGGCAGUAAGGGGGACGCUGGUGCCCCCACUCCCGGCACCUUGGACUUGGGGCGCUCACAGACCCUGCACUCUGGAUCAGCUCGCAGCCCUGGACCCUUCCGCUGCCCGUCUGCCUCCCCACCAGCUCCAUGGACACGGAACUAUGGGGCUUCAAGCAAUAACCAGCAGGGGCCUGCAAGAGGACGCAAGGAGGGUGCGUGGUGCCCCUCAGCGGCGCCCAGAGCAAGGGGGCAAGAACUGCCGCCAGAGCAUUUGGGGUUCCCCCUCCCUUAACCAACACACUCCCACUCUAGCUUGAACCAGUGGACUAGUUUGAUGCAGUUGGACAUAGUUUGGACAUGGGGGACAGGGGGACUUCCCUGGGAAGGUCCAGCAGCUAAAAAUGGAAACAUUCUCCCCAAGAACCGGGGGCCUAGGAACACUGGACCUGUACCUCCUCCCCUUUGCACCCCCAUUUUUGUGCUUCUAGUUUGUCUCUUUAAUUUAACAAGUGCUGCAGUCUACCCACCCACCCCCAUCUCUCUCCCAAGUCCUCAGCAACUCUUCCUCUUGCCCUCUCCGGGAGGAGGAGGAACGGGGGUCCCCCUUCACCGGUCCCCUCUGGAGGCCUCGAUUGGACUCAGGGUCUCCCUCAGCUGGGGUCUGGGCCGCAGCCCCUCUCUGAGCAGUUAGAGCAUCUUUCUUUUCAGAUUGUGUACAGUAGAUUAUUUAUUUUGUUAUUUUGGAAUAAAAUUUAUUUUAUGGCUUAGGA
Molecule: messenger RNA, 2600 nt
Organism: Sorex fumeus (smoky shrew)
Lineage: Eukaryota; Metazoa; Chordata; Mammalia; Eulipotyphla; Soricidae
Gene: NAB2
Product: NGFI-A binding protein 2
Exons: 7
Coding region: 280-1857 (525 amino acids)
Biological process (GO): negative regulation of DNA-templated transcription
Cellular component (GO): nucleus
Molecular function (GO): transcription coregulator activity; transcription factor binding
Source: RefSeq, a predicted model, not a curated record